Messenger RNA from Coregonus sp. 'balchen', 25446 nucleotides. NCBI's taxonomy places the organism in Eukaryota, Metazoa, Chordata, Actinopteri, Salmoniformes, Salmonidae. The record is from the annotation of a GenBank genome assembly.
GAAGUGUGCGCGCUGCUCAUCCACGUGACCCGCCUGGUUCCUCUCAGCCAGGAACACCUGGUCAUCAAGCUAUGUCAGCUCACACACCACCUCCUCAACCAGCUACAGGUACCGCUCACACACCACCAGGUACCACCCACACACCACCAGGUACCACCCACACACCACCCCCUCAACCAGGUACCACCCACACACCACCUCCUCAACCAGCUACAGGUACCGCUCACACACCACCAGGUACCACCCACACACCACCAGGUACCACCCACACACCACCAGGUACCACCCACACACCACCUCCUCAACCAGGUACCACCCACACACCACCCCCUCAACCAGGUACCACCCACCUCCUCAACCAGGUACCACCCACCUCCUCAACCAUGUACCACCCACACACCACCCCCUCAACCAGGUACCACCCACCUCCUCAACCAGGUACCACCCACACACCACCCCCUCAACCAGGUACCACCCACCUCCUCAACCAGGUACCACCCACACACCACCCCUCAACCAGGUACCAACCCACACACCACCCCCUCAACCAGGUACCACCCACCUCCUCAACCAGGUACCACCCACACACCACCUCCUCACCAGGUACCACCCACACACCACUCCUCAACCCAGGUACCACCCACACCCACCUCAACCAGGUCCCACCCACCUCCUCAACCAUGGUAACCACCCAACCACACCACCCCCCUCAACCAGGUACCACCCACCUCCUCAACCAGGUACCACCCACACACCACCCCUCAAACCAGGUACCACCCACCUCCUCAACCAGGUACCACCCACACACCACCCCCUCAACCAGGUACCACCCACCUCCUCAACCAGGUACCACCCACACACCACCCCCCCCCAACCAGGUACCACCCACCUCCUCAACCAGGUACCACCCACACACCACCCCCUCAACCAGGUACCACCCACACACCACCACCUCAACCAGGUACCACCCACCUCCUCAACCAGGUACCACCCACACACCACCCCCUCAACCAGGUACCACCCACCUCCUCAACUAGGUACCACCCACACACCACCUCCUCAACCAGGUACCACCCACACACCACCACCUCAACCAGGUACCACCCACCUCCUCAACCAGGUACCACCCACACACCACCUCCUCAACCAGGUACCACCCACACACCACCUCCUCAACCAGGUACCACCCACCCCUACUCUCUGUAACUGUGUGUGUGUGUGUGUGUGUGUGUAGGUGAUAGUGGACGAGCAGACGCUGGAUGUGUGUGUGUGUUACGUGGUCCGUGCGCUGGGCGUGUGUAGCCCCUGGACUCACAGUGAGGUGCUGCAGGCUUUGUCUACUCUGAUCUAUGGAAACGGACCUCGCUGCAACCGGGUAGGUGGGGUGGGGGGUGGGGGUGAGGCGGCGGGGGGGUGUGAGGGUGAGGUGUGUGUGACAUGCAUGUUCUCUCGGUGUUGCAGCACCUGAGUGAGUUGCUAGGUGAUGGUGGAGUACUGCGUCUCUAUAGCGACCCGUCUCAGCCAGACAUGGAGCUGCGCCGUGCUGCGCUCACCUGUAUGGCUAACAUCUGUCUGGGGUAGGAUGCACCAUACCAUACCCCACCAUAACAUACCAUACCAUACCCCACCAUUACCCCACCAUACCCCAUCACCCCACUAUACCAUACCAUACCCCACCAUUACCCCACCAUACCCCAUCACCCCACCCUACCACCCCACCCCACCAUACCCCACCAUACCACACCGCUCUACACAUAUCAAUCUGUUUGGUGUUGUACACUGUUUUGACUGUGUGUGUGUGUGUGUGUGUGUGUGUGUGGUGUGUGUGUGGUGUGUGUGUGUGUGUGUGUGUGUGUGUGUGGUGUGUGUGUGUGUGUGUGUGUGUGGUGUGUGUGUGUGUGUGUGUGUAUAGUGUCCCAGGGCAGGCGGCACUAGAAGACCCCUACAGGAGUUUGUGUUUCAGAGUCUUCCUGCAGACGCUCCAGUCUCCCAAACCCCCCGACGCUGACGAACUGCUCUACUGCACGGUACCCAGAUCCCUUACUAGGGUUUAGUAGGGGGGACCAGGAUCCCUUACUAGGGUUUAGUAGGGGGAACCAGGAUCCCUUACUAGGGUUUAGUAGGGGGAACCAGGAUCCCUUACUAGGGUUUAGUAGGGGGAACCAGGAUCCCUUACUAGGGUUUAGUAGGGGGAACCAGGAUCCCUUACUAGGGUUUAGUAGGGGGAACCAGGAUCCCUUACUAGGGUUUAGUAGGGGGAACCAGGAUCCCUUACUAGGGUUUAGUAGGGGGAACCAGGAUCCCUUACUAGGGUUUAGUAGGGGGAACCAGGAUCCCUUACUAGGGUUUAGUAGGGGGAACCAGGAUCCCUUACUAGGGUUUAGUAGGGGGGACCAGGAUCCCUUACUAGGGUUUAGUAGGGGGAACCAGGAUCCCUUACUAGGGUUUAGUAGGGGGAACCAGGAUCCCUUACUAGGGUUUAGUAGGGGGAACCAGGAUCCCUUACUAGGGUUUAGUAGGGGGGACCAGGAUCCCUUACUAGGGUUUAGUAGGGGGAACCAGGAUCCCUUACUAGGGUAUAGUAGGGGGAGCCAGGAUCCCUUACUAGGGUUUAGUAGCGGGAACCAGGUUACUGAGAUUUACAGAGACUUCCCGCCCAAACCCCGUCUCCCCACUAAUAAACACCAAGUCGGAGCCCAAUCUCGUAGUCUUCAUGUGCUUGAAAACCUUCUACACUGAACAACAAUAUAAAUGCAACAUGUAAAGUGUUGGUCCCAUGUUUUAUGAGCUGAAAUAAAAGAUACCCGGAAUGUUCCAUACGCACAAGAAGCGUAUUAUUCUGAAGCUCAUCUGCGUGCUCGUCGUCCUGACCAGGGUCUUGACCUGACUGCAGUUCGGCGUCGUAACCCACUUUAGUGGGAAAAUGCUCACCUUCGAUGGCCACUGGCACGCUGGUGAAGUGUGCUCUUCACGAAUGAAUCCCGAUUUCAACUGUACCGGGCAGAUGGCAGACAGCGUGUAUGGCGUCGUGUGGGCGGGUGGUUUGCUGAUGUCAACGUUGUGAACAGAGUGCCCCAUGGUGGCGGUGUGGUUGUGGUAUGGGCAGGCAUAAGCUACGGACAACGAACACAAUUGCAUUUUAUCGGUGGCAAUUUGAAUGUACAGAGACACCGUGAUGAGAUCCUGAGCCCUAUUGUCACGCCAUUCAUCCGCCGCCAUCACCUCAUGUUUCAGCAUGAUAAAGCACGGCCCCAUGUCACAUGGAUCUGUACACAAUUCUUUGGAAGCUGAAAAUGUCCCAGUUCUUCCAUGGCCUGCAUACUCACCAGACAUGUCAACCAUUGAGCAUGUUUGGGAUGCUCUGGAUCGACGCGUACGACAGCAUGUUCCAGUUCCCGCCAAUAUCCAGCAACUUCACACUGGCAUUGAAGAGGAGUGGGACAACAUUCCCACAGGCCAUAAUCAACAGCCUGAUCAACUCUAUGCGAAGGAGAUGUGUCGCGUUGCAUGAGGCAAAUGGUGAUCACACCAGAUACUGACAGGUUUUCUGAUCCACGCCAAACCUUUUUUUAAAGGUAUCUUUGACCAACAGAUGCAUAACUGUAUUCCCAGUUGUGAAAUCCAUAGAUUAGGCCCUAAUUAAGUUACUUCAAUUGACUGAUUUCCACAUAUGAACUGUAACUCAGUGAAGUUGUUGCGUUUUUAUAUUUUUGUUCAGUGUGAAUUGCGUGACACAUUCUUCCUUCAGGCUCGCUGAAGAGUGAAUAAUUUAGGAAAUGCUUGUGAGGUAUUAUAGCCAGGAAGGCGGGGCUUCCGAGGGCGGUCUCGGCAUCCGUUGGCCAAUUGGGCGUGAUUUCACUUUGCUUCAGGUGAAUAGGAUUGAUCGUUGACUCACCACAGUAGUUAUACCGACUGAAAGGGAAACCCUCCCGUUUCCCUGUGAGAAACUGAACUGAACUAUAAUGGAAAGCAGGAAGGAAUGAAGCAGCAUUAGAGAGAGAGGGAGGGGCCAAUACACUGUUUAUUAUUUAAGGUAUAGAUGAGUCAGCCUACUCAUUUACUGUACUGUUAGUUCCUCUAUUUAUAUAUACACUGUAUAUACUUGUUCUCCCCACUGUAUAUAUAUAUACAGUGUAUAUACCUGUUCUCCCAACUGUAUAUAUAUGUAUGUAUAUAUGUAUAUAUGUAUACUGUAUGAGUCAGCCUACUAAUUUUACAAAUGUAAAAUAGGCCUUAUUAUAUUUCAAAAUUAAAAUCUAAAUGGCUACCCUAUAAUUGUAACUUUGUAGGGCACAUGUCCUGCACCAGCAUCACAUGUUAUCUCCCAGCUUCAUGGUUUGAACGAGGUGCGUAAUUCACCUAAUACAGUACACUGAGUUGAGUUGCAUUAAGGACACCUUCCUAAUAUUGAGUUGCACCCCCUUCACCACCCUCAGAACAGCUACAAGGUGUCGAAAGCGUUCCACAGGGAUGCUGGCCCAUAUUGACUCCAAAUGCUUCCCACAGUUGUGUCAAGUUGGCUGGAUGUCCUUUGGGUGGUGAACCAUUCUUGAUGCACACCGGAAACUGUUGAGUGUAAAAACCCAGCAGCGCUGCAGUUCUUGACACUCAAACCGGUGCGCCUGACACCUACUACCAUACCCUGUUCAAAGGCACUUAAAUAUUUUGUCUGGCCCAUUCACCCUCUGAAUGGAACACAUACACAAUCCAUGUCUCAAUUGUCUCAAGGCUUAAAGAUCUUUCUUUAACCCGUCUCCUCCCCUUCAUCUACACUGAUUGAAGUGGAUUUAACAUGUGACAUCAAUAAGGGAUCAUAGCUUUCACCUGGUCAGUCGGUCAUGGAAAGGGCAGUUACCUUAAUGUUUAGUACAGGACAGCAAUACAGUCCACACUCAACAAGUGUUUCAUUUAUUUACCCAAGAAAGGAUAGCUACAUCUAUUGGCUUUUAUGUUUUUCUGUCGUAGUGUACGUUAGCCUAUCAUAUAUAUUAGAAAACGGAACAUUCAUUUGUGCUUUUUGGGUCUUGUGCUAAUAAAAUGUGUAAUGUAGGGCUCAUGAAAUGUCUUUAAUGUAGGAAACAUCUGGCUCAGGUAGCAUCAGGCCAAUCAAAGCUUUAAUCAAAUCCAGACAUACAGGGCCUUCGGAAAGAUUUCAGAACCCUUUACUUUUUCCACAUUUUCAUUUAUCUACACACAAUUCCCCAUAAUGCCAAAGCAAAAACUGGUUUUUAGAAAGUUUUGCAAAUGUAUUAAAUUAAAAACUGAUAUCACAUUUACAUAAGUAUUCAGACCCUUUACUCAGUACUUUGUUGAAGCACCUUUGGAAGUGAUUACAGCCUCAAGUCUUCUUGGGUAUGACGCUACAAGCUUGGCCCUGAUCUCUCUUUUGACGAACAUAUCAAGACUGUUUCAAGGACAGCUUUUUUCCAUCUACGUAACAUUGCAAAAAUCAGAAAUUUUCUGUCCAAAAAUGAUGCAGAAAAAUUAAUCCAUGCAUUUGUUACUUCUAGAUUAGACUACUGCAAUGCUCUAUUUUCCGGCUACCCGGAUAAAGCACUAAAUAAACUUCAGUUAGUGCUAAAUACGGCUGCUAGAAUCCUGACUAGAACCAAGAAAUUUGAUCAUAUUACUCCAGUGCUAGCUUCCCUACACUGGCUUCCUGUUAAGGCAAGGGCUGAUUUCAAGGUUUUACUGUUAACCUAUAAAGCGUUACAUGGGCUUGCUCCUACCUAUCUUUCCGAGUUGGUCCUGCCGUACAUACCAAUACGUACGCUACGGUCACAAGACGCAGGCCUCCUAAUUGUCCCUAGAAUUUCUAAGCAAACAGCGGGAGGCAGGGCUUUCUCCUAUAGAUCUCCAUUUUUAUGGAACAGUCUGCCUACCCAUGUGAGAGACGCAGACUCGGUCUCAACCUUUAAGUCUUUACUGAAGACUUAUCUCUUCAGUAGGUCAUAUGAUUGAGUGUAGUCUGGCCCAGGAGUGUGAAGGUGAACGGAAAGGCUGGAGCAACGAACAGCCCUUGCUGUCUCUGCCAGGCCGGUUCCCCUCUCCACUGGGGUUCUCUGCCUCUAACCCUGUUGCAGGGGCUGAGUCACUGGCCUGCUGGUGCUCUUUCAUGCCGUCCCUGGGAGGGGUGCGUCACUUGAGUGGGUUGAGUUACUGACGUGAUCUUCCUGUCUGGGUUGGCGCCCCCCCCCCCCCUUGGUUUGUGCUGUGGUGGAGACCUCUGUGGGCUAUACUCGGCCUUGUCUCAGGAUUGUAAGUUGGUGGUUGGGGAUAUCCCUCUAGUGGUGCGGGGGCUGUGCUUUGGCGGAGUGGGUGGGGUUAUAUCCUUCCUGUUUGGCCCUGUCCGGGGGUUUCUUCGGAUGGGGCCACAGUGUCUCCGGACCGCUCCUGUCUCAGCCUCCAGUAUUUAUGCUGCAGUAGUUUAUGUGUCGGGGGGCUGGGGUUAGUUGGUUAUACCUGGAGUACUUCUCCUGUCUUAUCCAGUGUCCUGUGUGAAUUUAAGUAUGCUCUCUCUAAUUCUCUCGUUCUCUCUUUCUCUCUGAGAACCUGAGCCCUAGGACCAUACGUCAGGACUACCGGGCAUGAUGACACCCUGCUGCCCCCAGUCCGCCUGGCCUUGCUGCUAUUCCAGUUUCAACUGUUCUGCCUGCGGCUACGAAACCCCUACCUGUCCCAGACCUGCUGUUUUCAACUCUAAAUGAUCGGCUAUGAAAAGCCAACUGAGAGACCUGAGCCCUAGGACCAUACGUCGGGACUACCGGCCGUGGUGACUCCUUGCUAUCCCCAGUCCGCCUGGCCUUGCUGCUAUUCCAGUUUAAAACUGUUCUGCCUGCGGUUAUGGAACCCCUACCUGUCCCAGACCUGCUGUUUUAAACUCUAAUGAUCGGCUAUGAAAAGCCAACUGAGAUUUAUUCCUGAUUAUUAUUUGACCAUGCUUGUCACUUAUGAACAUUUUUGAACAUCUUGGCAUGGUUCUGUUAUAAUCUCCACCCGGCACAGCCAGAAGAGGACUGGCCACCCCUCAUAGCCUGGUUCCUCUCUAGGUUUCUUCCUAGGUUUUGCCUUUCUAGGGAGUUUUUCCUAGCCACCGUGCUUCUACACCUGCAUUACUAGCUGUUUGGGGUUUUAGGCUGGGUUUCUGUACAGCACUUCGAGAUAUUAGCUGAUGUAAGAAGGGCUAUAUAAAAUAAAAUUGAUUGAUUGAUUGAUUGAAGCUUGGCACACCUGUAUUUAGGGAGUUUCUCCCAUUCUUCUCUGCAGAUCGUCUCAAGCUCUGUCAGGUUAGAUUGGGAGUGUCGCUGCACAGCUAUUUUCAGGUCUCUCCAGAGAUGUUCGAUCGGGUUCAAGUCCGGGCUCUGGCUGGGCCACUCAAGGACAUUCAGAGACUUGUCCCAAAGCCACUCCAGCAUUGGCUUGGCUGUGUGCUUAGGGUCGUUGUCCUGUUGGAAGUUGAACCUUCGCCCCAGUCUGAGGUCCUGAGCACUCUGGAGCAGGUUUUCAUCAAGGAUCUCUCUGUACUUUGCUCCGUUCAUCUUUCCCUCGAUCCUGACUAGUCUCCCAGUCCCUGCCGCUGAAAAACAUCCCCACAGCAUGAUACUGCCACCACCAUGCUUCACCGGUCUGAAUACUUUCCGAAUGCACUGUAUAUGCCUUAGAAUGACACGGGAAAUGGCGGGAAAUACCGGGUUACCAGGGAGAAAAGUGAAUUAAAUCAAAUCAAAUGUUAUUGGUCACAUGCACCGAAUACAACAGGUGUAGACUUUACAGUGAAAUGCUUCCUGACGAGCCCAUUCCCAACAGUCCAAAUGAACUGUGUGUGUAGGGGGGUUAGGGUGAAGGGGUUAGGGUGAAGGGGUUAGGGUGAAGGGGUCAGGGUGAAGGGGUCAGGGCUCCACUAACUGUGUGUGUGUGUGUGUAGGUGAUCCAGGGAGCGGUGAAGGGGUCAGGGUGAAGGGGUCAGGGUGAAGGGGUUAGGGCUCCACUAACUGUGUGUGUGUGUGUGUGUAGGUGAUCCAGGGAGCGGUGAAGGGGUUAGGGUGAAGGGGUUAGGGUGAAGGGGUCAGGGCUCCACUAACUGUGUGUGUGUGUGUGUGUGUAGGUGAUCCAGGGAGCGGUGAAGGGGUUAGGGUGAAGGGGUUAGGGUGAAGGGGUCAGGGCUCCACUAACUGUGUGUGUGUGUGUAGGUGAUCCAGGGAGCAGUGAAGGGGUUAGGGUGAAGGGGUCAGGGCUCCACUAACUGUGUGUGUGUGUGUGUGUAGGUGAUCCAGGGAGCGGUGAAGGGGUUAGGGUGAAGGGGUUAGGGUGAAGGGGUCAGGGCUCCACUAACUGUGUGUGUGUGUGUGUGUAGGUGAUCCAGGGAGCAGUGAAGGGGUUAGGGUGAAGGGGUUAGGGUGAAGGGGUCAGGGCUCCACUAACUGUGUGUGUGUGUGUGUAGGUGAUCCAGGGAGCGGUGAAGGGCCUCCAGUCCUCUCUGUGUGGAGGGAAGUGGAGGUUUGGAGGCCAGGAGGAACUGGGAGCUCUACUGGCAGUUCUCAAGGUACACAUCUACUGUAUAUACACUGGGGUCCACAAUUAACACUGGAUCAAAUCAAUCAUACAAAUACUGACAUAUAUUGUUUGCUUUUUUUUGUGUCCAAUUAUAUUUAAACUGAUAUAAUUCCUCAGAGAAAGACAUUUUGUAAAACAAUCUUUUUAACAAAGUUGGAGUGGUCAAAUCCCCUGUUUUCAAUACUCCAGCCCCCUCCCCUUGUGAGGAUAAUGGCACUGAGCCUUUUUCUAAAAUGUUUUAUGAGAUUGGAGAACACAUUGGGAGGGAUCUUAGACCAUUCCUCCUUACAUAAUCUUUCCAGGUCCUUCAUCUGCCCUCUUCAAUUCAAACCACGUUUUCAAUGGUGUUCUUUGUGGAUUGUGAUGUGUGCUUGGGGUUAUUGUCUUGCUGGAAGAUCCACUAAAGGCCAGGUUUCAGCCUUCUGGCAGAAGCAACCAGGAUUUCAGCUAAAAUAUCCCGGUACUGGGUAAAGUUCAUGAUGCCGUUGAUCUUGUAUGUAUAUAUAUAUAUAAUGUAUAUAAUGUAUAAUGUAUGCACACAUGACUUUAAGUCGCUUUGGAUAAAAGCGUCUGCUAAAUGGCUUAUUAUUAUUAUUAUUAUUAUUAUUAUUAUUAUUAUUAUCUUAACAAGGGCCCCAGGACCAGUGGAAGCAAAAUAGCCCCAUAACAUCAAAGAUCCACCACCAUAUUUUACAGUAGGUAAGGGGUUCUUUUAAUGGCCCAACCCACCAUUGGUGUGUGGCCAAAUAGCUCUAUUUUUAUGUCAUCUGACAACAGCACCACCUGGAGUUUGAUAAACAGCAUUGACACACUUGGAUUGGAACAUGCCCGGCUUGGGGGUGUCGCUCGUCAUGGAGGAGGAGAGGGGCUUCAAGGAACAGAGCGAGCGAGAGAGAGAGAGAGAUUUGGUGGCCUUUCUGGAGGACAUUCUGGUCACACACUCAGAUUGACAGGAUACUGGAGUAUUGAAAACGGGGAAUCCAAUCAUUUUCACCUGUAUCUUUUUGAGAUUUGUUUUAUUUGUUAAACAAAAUCUAUUUCUCUGAGCAAUUGUAUAAAAUAUAAUUUGUUCAUAAUUUUGGUCAGGAUUUGUAUUUAGUUUAUAGACUUUCUUGCUCAUCUUUAUCAAGGGAGGUAGUUCUGGACCCCACUGAUCGGUUGGUUGAAUUUAUUAGAUAAUAAAGAGCCAGAGAAAACAAUAGAUAAAGUAUUGAGGACAGAAAGGUUGUAAUGUAUCUACAUAAAGGCGUAUUUCCGUAGUUUGGUUGUAAUGUAUCUACAUAAAGGCGUAUUUCCGUAGUUUGGUUGCAAUGUAUCUACAUAAAGGUGUUAAUGUGUGUUGUACAGAGGUUCAUGUUCCAUGGUUGUCCAGGAGUGUGUGUGGAGUGGCCGUCCGUGCUGUACCCCGCUCCCCUGCCUCAGUACGAAACCUGCAGCACCCCCAAACCCCCCGAACCUCCACGGAACCCCCCCACCCAGACCUCAGGGGUAAGAGACGGUGUCUGAUGUAGACCAGAGGGCUGAUGGGAACUGUAGUACGGAGGUCCACAUUUCAUCUUGGAGGGCAGGAUCACAACUGGUUUCCAUCCUUUGAUCCAGUAAAGGAGAUAAACAAAUAUUUCUCCUCUCCCCCUCUCUUCUCUCCCCUUCUUCUCCCUCUCCUCCCCUCUCUUUCCCUCUCCUUCUCCUCUCCCCCCCUUCCUCGCUCCUCCUCUCCCCCUUCUCUCUCUCUCCCUCCCCUUCUCUUCUCCCUCUCAACCCCUGCUCUCUCUCUCUCCUCUCACCCCCUCUCUCUCUCUCUCCUCUCACCCCCUCCUCUUCUUUCUCUUCCUCUUCACACCUCUCCUCUCCUCUUCCUCUCACACCUCUCUCUCUUCUCUCUCCCUCCACCCCUCUCUCUCUCUCUCCACUCCCCCGUCUCUCUCUCCUCUCCCCCUUCUCUCUCUCUCUCCGCUCCUCCCCCUUCCUCUUCUCUCGCUCUCCUCCUCCCCCUUCUCUCUCUCGCUCUCCUCUCCCCCUUCUCUCGCUCUCCUCUCCUCCUCUCUCUCUCUCUCCUCUCCCCCUUCUCUCUCUCGCUCUCCUCUCCCCCUUCUCUCGCUCUCCUCUCCUCUCCCCCUUCUCUCUCUCUCUGUAGAAUAAGAAGAAGAAGUCUCGAGGACGGGGGAGGAAAGGAGGAGUGGAUGAGGAGAGAGAGGCAGAACCCGGGCUCCAGAGAGGGGGAAGAGGAGGGGAGGCCUGGUCUAAGACCCCUGGAGCGCCUCCUCCGGCCGUUCCAUCCCUCUAUCCGUUAUGGAAGAGGAGUAGCUCUGAUUCAGAGUUCUCUGAUCCUGAGGGAGCAGCACACAGUAAACUGAGGUAACACACUGUCCUGUUCUCUCUGUGUGUGUGUGUGUGUGUGUGUGUGUGUGUGUGUGUGUAGUAAUGUGUGUUCUCUCUCGCCAGGUUGUUCCAUGGCAGGGUGCGGCAGGGUGUGUUGCUGUGUCUCCUAGCCGUGGUGAAGGCAGUGGAGAGGAGAACGCUGUAUGGCUAUUGGUCGUCAUUCAUACCGGACGCUCCCAUUGGUGGACCACCUCCUCUCACACUGCUCACUGUCGUACUGAAGGACCCUUCACCUAAGGUAGGCACACACCCCCACCCCCACCCCCACCCCCACCUGUAUAGUAGGUAACCCUGGUCUCUCUCUCUCUCUCUCCAGGUGCGUGCGUGUGCCCUCCAGGUGGUGUCUGCGUUGCUGGAUGGUUCCCGUCAGUUCCUGGGCGUGGCUGAAGACUUGGCUCCGCCCAGAACCUCUUACACUCCAUUCUCCUUCUCCCUCGCCACCGCCGUCCGCGAGCUGCACCGCUCUCUCUCCCUGGCGUUGCUGGCCGAGGCCUCUGCCCACACUCUCACUCAGAUCAUCAAGGUGACUCACACACUCAGAUCAUCAAGGUGACUCACACACUCACUCAGAUCAUCAAGGUGACUCACACACUCACUCAGAUCAUCAAGGUGACUCACACACUCACUCAGAUCAUCAAGGUGACUCACACACUCACUCAGAUCAUCAAGGUGACUCACACACUCACUCAGAUCAUCAAGGUGACUCACACACUCACUCAGAUCAUCAAGGUGACUCACACACUCACUCAGAUCAUCAAGGUGACUCACACACUCACUCAGAUCAUCAAGGUGACUCACACACUCACUCAGAUCAUCAAGGUGUCUCACACACUCACUCAGAUCAUCAAGGUGUCUCACACACUCACUCAGAUCAUCAAGGUGACUCACACACUCACUCAGAUCAUCAAGGUGACUCACACACUCACUCAGAUCAUCAAGGUGUCUCACACACUCACUCAGAUCAUCAAGGUGACUCACACUCACUCAGAUCAUCAAGGUGAUUCACACACUCACUCAGAUCAUCAAGGUGACUCACACACUCACUCAGAUCAUCAAGGUGACUCACACACUCACUCAGAUCAUCAAGGUGACUCACACACUCACUCAGAUCAUCAAGGUGUCUCACACACUCACUCAGAUCAUCAAGGUGACUCACACACUCACUCAGAUCAUCAAGGUGACUCACACACUCACUCAGAUCAUCAAGGUGUCUCACACACUCACUCAGAUCAUCAAGGUGACUCACACUCACUCAGAUCAUCAAGGUGACUCACACUCACUCAGAUCAUCAAGGUGAUUCACACACUCACUCAGAUCAUCAAGGUGACUCACACACUCAGAUCAUCAAGGUGACUCACACACUCACUCAGAUCAUCAAGGUGACUCACACACUCACUCAGAUCAUCAAGGUGACUCACACACUCACUCAGAUCAUCAAGGUGACUCACACACUCACUCAGAUCAUCAAGGUGACUCACACACUCACUCAGAUCAUCAAGGUGACUCACACUCACUCAGAUCAUCAAGGUGACUCACACACUCACUCAGAUCAUCAAGGUGACUCACACCACUCACUCAGAUCAUCAAGGUGACUCACACACUCACUCAGAUCAUCAAGGUGACUCACACACUCACUCAGAUCAUCAAGGUGACUCACACACUCACUCAGAUCAUCAAGGUGACUCACACACUCACUCAGAUCAUCAAGGUGACUCACACUCUCACUCAGAUCAUCAAGGUGACUCACACACUCACUCAGAUCAUCAAGGUGACUCACACACUCACUCAGAUCAUCAAGGUGACUCACACUCUCACUCAGAUCAUCAAGGUGACUCACACACUCACUCAGAUCAUCAAGGUGACUCACACACUCACUCAGAUCAUCAAGGUGACUCACACACCUCACUCAGAUCAUCAAGGUGACUCACACACUCACUCAGAUCAUCAAGGUGACUCACACACUCACUCAGAUCAUCAAGGUGACUCACACACUCACUCAGAUCAUCAAGGUGUCUCACACACUCACUCAGAUCAUCAAGGUGACUCACACACUCACUCAGAUCAUCAAGGUGACUCACACACUCACUCAGAUCAUCAAGGUGACUCACACACUCAGAUCAUCAAGGUGACUCACACACUCACUCAGAUCAUCAAGGUGUCUCACACACUCACUCAGAUCAUCAAGGUGAUCCACACUCACUCAGAUCAUCAAGGUGAUUCACACACUCACUCAGAUCAUCAAGGUGACUCACACACUCACUCAGAUCAUCAAGGUGACUCACCACUCAGAUCAUCAAGGUGACUCCACACCACUCACUCAGAUCAUCAAGGUGACUCACACACUCACUCAGAUCAUCAAGGUGACUCACACACUCACUCAGAUCAUCAAGGUGACUCACCACACUCACUCAGAUCAUCAAGGUGAACUCACACACUCACUCAGAUCAUCAAGGUGACUCACACACUCACUCAGAUCAUCAAGGUGUCUCACACACUCACUCAGAUCAUCAAGGUGACUCACACUCACUCAGAUCAUCAAGGUGACUCACACACUCACUCAGAUCAUCAAGGUGACUCACACACUCACUCAGAUCAUCAAGGUGACUCACACACUCACUCAGAUCAUCAAGGUGACUCACACACUCCACUCAGAUCAUCAAGGUGACUCACACACUCACUCAGAUCAUCAAGGUGACUCACACACCACUCAGAUCAUCAAGGCGACUCACACCACUCAGAUCAUCAAGGCGACUCACACACUCACUCAGAUCAUCAAGGCGACUCACACACUCACUCAGAUCAUCAAGGCGACUCACACACUCACUCAGAUCAUCAAGGCGACUCACACACUCACUCAGAUCAUCAAGGCGACUCACACACUCACUCAGAUCAUCAAGGCGACUCACACACUCACUCAGAUCAUCAAGGCGACUCACACACUCACUCAGAUCAUCAAGGUGACUCACACACUCACUCAGAUCAUCAAGGUGAUUCACACACUCACUCAGAUCAUCAAGGUGACUCACACACUCACUCAGAUCAUCAAGGUGACUCACACACUCACUCAGAUCAUCAAGGUGACUCACACACUCACUCAGAUCAUCAAGGUGACUCACACACUCACUCAGAUCAUCAAGGUGACUCACACACUCACUCAGAUCAUCAAGGUGACUCACACACUCACUCAGAUCAUCAAGGUGACUCACACACUCAGAUCAUCAAGGUGACUCACACACUCAGAUCAUCAAGGUGACUCACACACUCAGAUCAUCAAGGUGACUCACACACUCACUCAGAUCAUCAAGGCGACUCACACACUCACUCAGAUCAUCAAGGCGAUUCACACACUCACUCAGAUCAUCAAGGCGACUCACACACUCACUCAGAUCAUCAAGGCGACUCACACACUCACUCAGAUCAUCAAGGCGACUCACACACUCACUCAGAUCAUCAAGGUGACUCACACACUCACUCAGAUCAUCAAGGUACUCACACACUCACUCAGAUCAUCAAGGUGACUCACACACUCACUCAGAUCAUCAAGGUGACUCACACACUCACUCAGAUCAUCAAGGUGACUCACACACUCACUCAGAUCAUCAAGGUGACUCACACACUCACUCAGAUCAUCAAGGUGACUCACACACUCACUCAGAUCAUCAAGGUGACUCACCACACUCACUCAGAUCAUCAAGGUGACUCACACACUCACUCAGAUCAUCAAGGUGACUCACACACUCACUCAGAUCAUCAAGGUGACUCACACACUCAGAUCAUCAAGGUGACUCACACACUCACUCAGAUCAUCAAGGUGAUUCACACACUCACUCAGAUCAUCAAGGUGACUCACACACUCACUCAGAUCAUCAAGGUGUCUCACACACAUUACUACACACACUGAGCCUCUGGACAUAACCUUUUGACAUAACCUUCUGUGUGUUCCAGUGCCUGGCUCACCUGGUGUGUAAUGCUCCGUAUAACCGUCUGAGACCCGGCCUGCUCAGCCCGCUGUGGAGACAGAUACGACCCUACCUACGACACAGAGGUAAACACACCUACGUAUGACACAGAGGUAAACACACCUACGUAUGACACAGAGGUAAACACACCUACGUAUGACACAGAGGUAAACACACCUACCUACGACACAGAGGUAAACACACCUACGUAUGACACAGAGGUAAACACACCUACCUACGACACAGAGGUAAACACACCUACGUAUGACACAGAGGUAAACACACCUACGUAUGACACAGAGGUAAACACACCUACCUACGACACAGAGGUAAACACACCUACCUACGACACAGAGGUAAACACACCUACCUACGACACAGAGGUAAACACACCUACCUACGACACAGAGGUAAACACACCUACCUACGACACAGAGGUAAACACACCUACGUAUGACACAGAGGUAAACACACCUACCUACGACACAGAGGUACACCUACCUGCUUGUGUGUGAUCUUACAGACGUUGUGUGUCCUCUUCUAGAUGUGAACGUGCGUGUGUCUGUUCUGACGCUGUAUGGAGCGUUGGUGUCGACCCAAGCCCCUCUCUCUGAGAUACAGCUGCUCCUCACACAGCCACACACCUCGCAGGAGACGGCGUUGAGCUGGAGACAGAGGGAGGGGUUUUCCACACCCUCACCACACACUCCACCCUCACACAAAUACCACAACUCACACACCAAACAGACACACUCUCCUCGGGGCUCACACACUCCAGGAGAGGAGGAGCCGGGCGUGCCCUGGCUGCUGCAGCUGUGUGUGUCGCUUGUCACUCAACCCAGAGAUGACCAAUCAGACAGCGAGGGUCCAGGAGGAGGGGCUACAGCUCUAGAGCCCUCCCCAGUUCGCCUGGAGGCCUUACAGGUGAGAAAGACACUUCAGCAAGCUAGCAUCAGUGGAUGGUUAGCUUGUAGCGAUCUAGCAUCAGUGGAUGGUUAGCUUGUAGCGAUCUAGCAUCAGUGGAUGGUUAGCUUGUAGCGAUCUAGCAUCAGUGGAUGGUUAGCUUGUAGCGAUCUAGCAUCAGUGGAUGGUUAGCUUGUUGCGAUCUAGCAUCAGUGGAUGGUUAGCUUGUAGCGAUCUAGCAUCAGUGGAUGGUUAGCUUGUAGCGAACUAGCGUCAGUGGAUGGUUAGCUUGUAGCGAACUAGCGUCAGUGGAUGGUUAGCUUGUAGCGAUCUAGCAUCAGUGGAUGGUUAGCUUGUAGCGCUUUAGCAUUAGUGGAUGGUUAGCUUAUAACGAUCUAGUGUCAGUAGAUGGUUAGCUAGAUAUUGUACAAAUAAGGUUAGAUAUUGUACAAAUAAGCUUGCAUCCUAAAUAACUAUUAUUAUUUGUAGAUCAGUUUGCUGGUUUUGACUAGGUGGGAUACAGCUACGACCGGAGCAGAUUAGGAUAACUAACAGGUUAGGAGAACUAACGCAGCAGGUUAGGAUAACUAAUAGGUUAGGAGAACUUAUAGGUUAGGGGAACUAACGCAGCAGAUUAGGAGACCUAAUAGGUUAGGAGAACUAACGCGGCAGAUUAGGAGAACUAAUAGGUUAGGAGAACUAACGCAGCAGGUUAGGAGAACUAAUAGAUUAGGAGAACUAAUAGGUUAGGAGAACUAAUAGGUUAGGAGAACUAACGCGGCAGAUUAGGAGAACUAAUAGGUUAGGAGAACUAAUAGGUUAGGAGAACUAACAGGUUAGGAGAACUAACAGGUUAGGAGAACUAAUAGGUUCGGAGAACUAACGCGGCAGAUUAGGAGAACUAAUAGGUUAGGAGAACUAACGCGGCAGGUUAGGAGAACUAACGCAGCAGGUUAGGAGAACUAACGCAGCAGGUUAGGAGAACUAACGCGGCAGAUUAGGAGAACUAAUAGGUUAGGAGAACUAACGCGGCAGGUUAGGAGAACUAAUAGGUUAGGAGAACUAAUAGGUUAGGAGAACUAACGCAGCAGGUUAGGAGAACUAACGCAGCAGGUUAGGAGAACUAACGCAGCAGGUUAGGAGAACUAACGCAGCAGGUUAGGAGAACUAACGCAGCAGGUUAGGAGAACUAACGCAGCAGGUUAGGAGAACUAAUAGGUUAGGAGAAAUAACGCAGCAGGUUAGGAGAAAUAUUGCAGCAGGUUAGGAGAAAUAACGCAGCAGGUUAGGAGAACUAAUGGGUUAGGAGAACUAACGCAGCAGGUUAGGAGAACUAACGCAGCAGGUUAGGAGAACUAACGCAGCAGGUUAGGAGAACUAACGCAGCAGGUUAGGAGAACUAACGCAGCAGGUUAGGAAUACUAGCGCAGCAGGUUAGGAAUACUAGUGCAGCAGGUUAGGAAUACUAGCGCAGCAGGUUAGGAGUACUAGCGCAGCAGGUUAGGAGUACUAAUAGGUUAGGAGAACUAAUAGGUUAGGAGAACUAACGCAGCAGGUUAGGAGAACUAAUAGGUUAGGAGAACUAACGCAGCAGGUUAGGAUAACUAAUAGGUUAGGAGAACUAACAGGUUAGGAGAACUAACAGGUUAGGAGAACUAACAGGUUAGGAGUACUAACGCGGCAGAUUAGGAGAACUAAUAGGUUAGGAGAACUAAUAGGUUAGGAGAACUAAUAGGUUAGGAGAACUAAUAGGUUAGGAGAACUAACAGGUUAGGAGAACUAAUAGGUUAGGAGAACUAACGCGGCAGAUUAGGAGAACUAAUAGGUUAGGAGAACUAGCAGGUUAGGAGAACUAACGCAGCAGGUUAGGAGAACUAACGCGGCAGGUUAGGAGAACUAAUAGGUUAGGAGAACUAACGCGGCAGGUUAGGAGAACUAAUAGGUUAGGAGAACUAACGCAGCAGGUUAGGAGAACUAACGCAGCAGGUUAGGAGAACUAACGCAGCAGGUUAGGAGAACUAACGCAGCAGGUUAGGAGAACUAAUAGGUUAGGAGAACUUAUAGGUUAGGGGAACUAACGCAGCAGAUUAGGAGACCUAAUAGGUUAGGAGAACUAACGCGGCAGAUUAGGAGAACUAAUAGGUUAGGAGAACUAACGCAGCAGGUUAGGAGAACUAAUAGGUUAGGAGAACUAACACGGCAGAUUAGGAGAACUAAUAGGUUAGGAGAACUAAUAGGUUAGGAGAACUAAUAGGUUAGGAGAACUAACGCAGCAGGUUAGGAGAACUAAUAGGUUAGGAGAACUAAUAGGUUAGGAGAACUAACGCGGCAGAUUAGGAGAACUAAUAGGUUAGGAGAACUAAUAGGUUAGGAGAACUAAUAGGUUAGGAGAACUAACGCGGCAGCAAGAUUAGGGAGAACUAAUAGGUUAGGAGAACUAAUAGGUUAGGAGAACUAAUAGGUUAGGAGAACUAAUAGGUUAGGAGAACUAACGCGGCAGAUUAGGAGAACUAAUAGGUUAGGAGAACUAAUAGGUUAGGAGAACUAAUAGGUUAGGAGAACUAACGCGGCAGAUUAGGAGAACUAAUAGGUUAGGAGAACUAAUAGGUUAGGAGAACUAAUAGGUUAGGAGAACUAAUAGGUUAGGAGAACUAACGCGGCAGAUUAGGAGAACUAAUAGGUUAGGAGAACUAAUAGGUUAGGAGAACUAAUAGGUUAGGAGAACUAACGCGGCAGAUUAGGAGAACUAAUAGGUUAGGAGAACUAAUAGGUUAGGAGAACUAACGCGGCAGGUUAGGCGAACUAAUAGGUUAGAAGAACUAGCAGGUUAGGAGAACUAACGCAGCAGGUUGGGAGAACUAACGCAGCAGGUUAGGAGAACUAACGCGGCAGAUUAGGAGAACUAAUAGGUUAGGAGAACUAACGCGGCAGGUUAGGAGAACUAAUAGGUUAGGAGAACUAACGCAGCAGGUUAGGAGAACUAACGCAGCAGGUUAGGAGAACUAACGCAGCAGGUUAGGAGAACUAACGCAGCAGGUUAGGAGAACUAACGCAGUAGGUUAGGAGAACUAACGCAGCAGGUUAGGAGAACUAAUGGGUUAGGAGAACUAACGCAGCAGGUUAGGAGAACUAAUAGGUUAGGAGAACUAAUAGGUUAGGAGAACUAAUAGGUUAGGAGAAAUAACGCAGCAGGUUAGGAGAACUAAUAGGUUAGGAGAACUAACGCAGCAGGUUAGGAUAACUAAUAGGUUAGGAGAACUAACAGGUUAGGAGAACUAACAGGUUAGGAGUACUAACGCAGCAGGUUAGGAUAACUAAUAGGUUAGGAGAACUAACGCGGCAGAUUAGGAGAACUAAUAGGUUAGGAGAACUAACGCGGCAGAUUAGGAGAACUAAUAGGUUAGGAGAACUAAUAGGUUAGGAGAACUAAUAGGUUAGGAGAACUAACGCGGCAGAUUAGGAGAACUAAUAGGUUAGGAGAACUAACGCAGCAGGUUAGGAUAACUAAUAGGUUAGGAGAACUAACGCAGCAGGUUAGGAGAACUAACAGGUUAGGAGAACUAACGGGUUAGGAGAACUAACGGGUUAGGAGAACUAACGCAGCAGGUUUUGAGAAAUGUACCGGACAUCCAUAUGCAUUGGGCAAUGCAUUAGGGCGUCCACAAACGGUGAUCAAAAUCACAUUUAGGUUAUUGUAAUUAUUCUUAACAGAAUAGAAAUGAGCCUGUAAAGGUGGAAUAAAAUGAAGUAGAGUGAUGUUCUCAUAGCAACAUGACAGGUUUUAUUGAAAAGCAAAACAUGGCCCUUUGCCUCUUCAUCCCUGCUAUAAAUCAGAAAUUAAUAUCUUUAAAAAAAACAAAAAAACAUUUAGCCUAGAAGAUGUCGCCUACAAUUUGUGAACUACCUGACCUAUAGGCUAUUUGUAUGAACAUUUUAAUUAAUAAAUAACAAAACGGCUGUUUUCAAAUACAAUCUAGGCCCCUCUAAUUUAGCCCCGGCAUGAACAUUUGAAUUGGGCCUAAUAAAUAACACAACAUGGCUGUCUACUAACACCAGGGCUGGCCCAUCCCACUCCCCACGCCCGGGGCUGGCCCAUCCCACUCCCCACGCCCGCUGUCUACUAACACCAGGGCUGGCCCAUCCCACUCCCCACGCCCGCUGUCUACUAACACCAGGGCUGGCCCAUCCCACGCCCGGGGCUGGCCCAUCCCACUCCCCACGCCCGCUGGGAUGACAACACCAGGUUUUACUGUUAAGCUAUAAAGCGUUACAUGGGCUUGCUCCUACCUAUCUUUCCGAGUUGGUCCUGCCGUACAUACCAAUACGUACGCUACGGUCACAAGACGCAGGCCUCCUAAUUGUCCCUAGAAUUUCUAAGCAAACAGCGGGAGGCAGGGCUUUCUCCUAUAGAUCUCCAUUUUUAUGGAACAGUCUGCCUACCCAUGUGAGAGACGCAGACUCAGUCUCAACCUUUAAGUCUUUACUGAAGACUUAUCUCUUCAGUAGGUCAUAUGAUUGAGUGUAGUCUGGCCCAGGAGUGUGAAGGUGAACGGAAAGGCUGGAGCAACGAACAGCCCUUGCUGUCUCUGCCGGGCCGGUUCCCCUCUCCACUGGGGUUCUCUGCCUCUAACCCUGUUGCAGGGGCUGAGUCACUGGCUUGCUGGUGCUCUUUCAUGCCGUCCCUGGGAGGGGUGCGUCACUUGAGUGGGUUGAGUUACUGACGUGAUCUUCCUGUCUGGGUUGGCGCCCCCCCCUUGGUUUGUGCUGUGGUGGAGACCUCUGUGGGCUAUACUCGGCCUUGUCUCAGGAUUGUAAGUUGGUGGUUGGGGAUAUCCCUCUAGUGGUGCGGGGGCUGUGCUUUGGCGGAGUGGGUGGGGUUAUAUCCUUCCUGUUUGGCCCUGUCCGGGGGUUUCUUCGGAUGGGGCCACAGUGUCUCCGGACCGCUCCUGUCUCAGCCUCCAGUAUUUAUGCUGCAGUAGUUUAUGUGUCGGGGGGCUGGGGUUAGUUGGUUAUACCUGGAGUACUUCUCCUGUCUUAUCCAGUGUCCUGUGUGAAUUUAAGUAUGCUCUCUCUAAUUCUCUCGUUCUCUCUUUCUCUCUGAGAACCUGAGCCCUAGGACCAUACGUCAGGACUACCGGGCAUGAUGACACCUUGCUGUCCCCAGUCCGCCUGGCCUUGCUGCUAUUCCAGUUUCAACUGUUCUGCCUGCGGCUACGAAACCCCUACCUGUCCCAGACCUGCUGUUUUCAACUCUUAAUGAUCGGCUAUGAAAAGCCAACUGAGAGACCUGAGCCCUAGGACCAUACGUCGGGACUACCGGCCGUGGUGACUCCUUGCUGUCCCCAGUCCGCCUGGCCUUGCUGCUAUUCCAGUUUAAACUGUUCUGCCUGCGGUUAUGGAACCCCUACCUGUCCCAGACCUGCUGUUUUCAAACUCUUAAUGAUCGGCUAUGAAAAGCCAACUGAGAUUUAUUCCUGAUUAUUAUUUGACCAUGCUUGUCACUUAUGAACAUUUUUGAACAUCUUGGCAUGGUUCUGUUAUAAUCUCCACCCGGCACAGCCAGAAGAGGACUGGCCACCCCUCAUAGCCUGGUUCCUCUCUAGGUUUCUUCCUAGGUUUUCGCCUUUCUAGGGAGUUUUUCCUAGCCACCGUGCUUCUACACCUGCAUUACUAGCUGUUUGGGGUUUUAGGCUGGGUUUCUGUACAGCACUUCGAGAUAUUAGCUGAUGUAAGAAGGGCUAUAUAAAAUAAAAUUGAUUGAUUGAUUGACCAGGGCUGGCCCAUCCCACUCCCCACGCCCGCUGUCUACUAACACCAGGGCUGGCCCAUCCCACUCCCCACGCCCGCUGGGAUGACAACACCAGGGCUGGCCCAUCCCACUCCCCACGCCCGCUGUCUACUAACACCAGGGCUGGCCCAUCCCACUUCCCACGCCCGCUGGGAUGACAACACCAGGGCUGGCCCAUCCCACUCCCCACGCCCGCUGUCUACUAACACCAGGGCUGGCCCAUCCCACUCCCCACGCCCGCUGGGAUGACAACACCAGGGCUGGCCCAUCCCACUCCCCACGCCCGCUGGGAUGACUCUGGUCGUGUGAUAUAUGCUGAGGGUUGGGGGCAUCAAUAAGGGAUCAUAGCUUUCACCUGGUCAGUCUGUCAAGGAAACAGCAGGUGUUCUUAAUGUUUUGUACACUCAGGUGUAUGUGGCUUAUUGAUAACUAGUGUGCCCAGUGAAUAAUCUCAAAUCCCUGAAUGACUAUCAUCCCAUCUCCUUGACCUCGGUGAUAAUCAAAUGUGUGGAGCGCAUUGACCUGGGACACCUGCUCCGGCACACAGAGAGCUUACUGGACCCGUUCAUAUUUACCAGGCACUCCUUUUCUACCUGGAUAAACCAUUACAUCCUUAUCUACUGGUGAACAAACUUGUGACCGUGGGCGUCAACGCACGUCUCAUCAACUGGAUCCGGUGUUCUCACCAGUCGGGUCAGAAGAGUGAGGUUCCAUGCGAAUACAUCAGACCCACUAACCACCAAUAUAGGGGUACCCCAGGGCAGUGUCCUUUCACCGGUUCUGUUCACCCUCUACACUAACGAUUGCACCCAAAUGACAUCAGAAUGUGCAACAGUAAAGUAUGCAGAUGAUAGAUUGUUGGUCUAAUAGGAUGAUUCACCCAAUGGUGCAAGGAAAACAGACUCAUUCUUAAUGUGAAAAAAAAAACAGGAAAUGACAAACUUCAGAACUAUAAAAGACGACACCGGGCCCAUCCACAUUGACUCAGAACAGAUAGACACUGGGCCCAUCCACAUUGACUCAGAACAGAUAAAUCAAAUCAAAUUGUAUUGGUCACAUGCGCUGAAUACAACAGGUGCAGACAUUACAGUGAAAUGCUUACUUACAGCCCUUAACCAACAGUGCAUUUAUUUUAAACAAAAAAAGUAAGAAUAAAACAACAACAAAAAAAGUGUUGAGAAAAAAAGAGCAGAAGUAAAAUAAAGUGACAGUAGGGAGGCUAUAUAUACAGGGGGGUACCGUUGCAGAGUCAAUGUGCGGGGGCACCGGCUAGUUGAGGUAAUAUGUACAUGUGGGUAGAGUUAAAGUGACUAUGCAUAAAUACUUAACAGAGUAGCAGCAGCGUAAAAAGGAUGGGGUGGGGGGGCAGUGCAAAUAGUCCGGGUAGCCAUGAUUAGCUGUUCAGGGGUCUUAUGGCUUGGGGGUAGAAGCUGUUGAGAAGUCUUUUGGACCUAGACUUGGCACUCCGGUACCGCUUGCUGUGCGGUAGCAGAGAGAACAGUCCAUGACUAGGGUGGCUGGAGUCUUUGACAAUUUUUAGGGCCUUCCUCUGACACCGCCUGGUAUAGAGGUCCUGAAUGGCAGGGAGCUUUGCCCCAGUGAUGUACUGGGCCGUACGCACUACCCUCUGUAGUGCCUUGCGGUCGGAGGCCGAGCAGUUGCCAUACCAGGCGGUGAUGCAACCGGAUGGUGCAUCUGUAUAAUGUUUUGAUGAUCUGAGGACCCAUGCCAAAUCUUUUCAGUCUCCUGAGGGGGAAUAGGCUUUGUCGUGCCCUCUUCACGACUGUCUUGGUGUGUUUGGACCAUGAUAGUUCGUUGGUGAUGUGGACACCAAGGAACUUGAAGCUCUCAACCUGUUCCACUACAGCCCCGUCGAUGAGAAUGGGGGUGUGCUCAGUCCUCUUUUUUUUCCUGUAGUCCACAAUCAUCUCCUUUGUCUUGGUCACGUUGAGGGAGAGGUUGUUAUCCUGGCACCACACGGCCAGGUCUCUGACCUCCUCCCUAUAGGCUGUCUCGUCGUUGUCGGUGAUCAGGCCUACCACUGUUGUGUCGUCGGCAAUCUUAAUGAUGGUGUUGGAGUCGUGCCUGGCCAUGCAGUCAUGGGUGAACAGAGAGUACAGGAGGGGACUGCUCAGACACCAGGCCCAUCCACAUUGACUCAGAACAGAUAGACACUGGGCUCAUCCACAUUGACUCAGAACAGAUAGACACUGGGCCCAUCCACAGUGACUCAGAACAGAUAGACACCGGGCCCAUCCACAUUGACUCAGAACAGAUAGACACCGGGCCCAUCCACAUUGACUCAGAACAGAUAGAAUUAGUUGAGCAAUACAAAUAUCUUGGAACUAUAAUUGACUCAAAACGCUCCUGGACUACAAACACACAACAGAUACACAACAAGGGACAACAACGCCUGUAUUUCACGAGGAGAUUAAAUAAAUAUAAGGUCAAUAAAAUAAUAUCAACCAUAUUCUACACAUCCUUUGUUCCGUGUUUUCACUUUCUGUUUCCAAGCCUGGUACAAUCAGCUAUCCAUCGCAAAUAAAAACCAACUACACAAAAUAGUGAAGCUGUCAAGCAGAAUCAGUGGAGUUAAUCUGAAGAACAUGGAAGCUGUUCUUGGAGAGAGUAGUGAGGGUAGGAGUGACCUGACUCAACCAGGAGCACCAGCUCCUCAACCAGGAGCACCAGCUCCUCAACCAGGAGCACCAGCUCAUCAACCAGGAGCACCAGCUCCUCAACCAGGAGCACUAGCUCCUCAACCAGGAGCACCAGCUCCUCCCAUCAGGAUACAUAGUCCAUCUUUACACACCUGAGACUAAUGUCCAAGCAGACAGAGGAUGUAUUAGUUUAUGAAGAAUAUUAGCCUUGGAAGUUGGAGCACAUCGACUGAAUAAAAAGCAUUCUUUUGCAUUAUUUCUUCGAACAAUUUGGCCUGCAACAAUUUUAUUUUAUUAGCUUUUCUGGGGGUUUUUUGGGGCCAAAAGCCAGCAUUUACUGGCUAAUGGAAACCUGUGUGUGUCUGUGUGUCUGUGUCUCUGUGUCUCUGUGUCUCUGUGUCUCUGUGUCUCUGUGUCUCUGUGUGUCUGUGUGUCUGUGUGUCUGUGUGUCUGUGUGACUGUGUGACUGUGUGUCUGUGUGUCUGUGUGUCUGUGUGUCUGUGUGACUGUUAGGUGCUAGCCCACCUGGUGCGCGGUUACUUCCCUCUGUGCCAGACGUGUCUGUGUGAGCUGGGGCAGCUGAGUGCCCGCUGUCUCCGAGAGACGGACCCCUCCAUACAACUACACGGAGCCAAGGUAACACACACACACACACACCACACACACACACACACACACACACACACACACACACACACACACGGAUCCAAGGUUGUAACACACACACACACACCACACACACACACACACACACACACACACACACACACACACACACAGAGCCAAUGUAACACACACACACACACACACACACGGAGCCAAGGUAACACACACACACACGGAUCAGUAGUUUGUUUAACAUAUCGAAUAAUGUGGAAAAAUGAGACAAACAUAACAUCUCUCUCCGUAGUUACUGGAGGAGUUGGGGACAGGUAUCAUCCAACAGUACAGAGCAGACAGCAGCCAGGCAGAGAGCUGCAGGGUCCAGAUCUCACAGGUACACCGGUGUUUCUGUCUGGCCGUCUGCCACACCUGUCCGUCUGCCACACCUGUCUGUCUGCCACACCUGUCUGUCUGCCACACCUGUCUGUCUGCCACACCUGUCUGUCUGCCACACCUGUCUGUCUGCCACACCUGUCUGUCUGCCACACCUGUCUGUCUGCCACACCUGUCUGUCUGCCACACCUGUCUGUCUGCCACACCU